CCCACCUGUGAUGCUCGUUUGCGCCAUUUCAGGAACUUUCAACGUAGUUGAAUCCCAACGUCACCAUGUUCCAUCCACACCCCGAAGACACCUACCACCUCCGAUUACAUCGGGCCCGCUCGGUCAUCCUCACCACGCAAGAGCUCGUCGAAAUCCGCGCUGCUCAACGCACCUUUGAGGGUGCCUACAUCCGCACAGCUGUCUCCCAGUUUACAUUCGCCCUCGUCGUCCUCAAGAUCUUCACAGCCGAAUUCUACAGCGUCGGCGCCCUUUUCGCCAUCUAUGGCAUGGCGGUGGUGCUUGUGAGCGCCUAUCGGCGCUGGGUCGGCAACAGGCAGUUCUUCAGUGAGGUGGGGGAUGAUGGGGUGAAUAAGAAGAAGUUCAGGACGAGCGGGGAGGUGGUGAUUAUCUUGGCGGCGCUGAGUAUGGGUGCUUAUGCGAGCUUGUUGGCGUUGACUUUGAGACUGCAUCCGUAGCUAGAUGGCUGCGAGUUUACGAAUAGCACAGAAAUAUCUGGGUUUGCGAGCGGGAAUUAGUAUUGUUAACUUGUUGCGGGAGUUGGGGUUUUGGCGUUGACUGGGUGGAUAUGGGCAUCUUGCCAGGGCAAGGAGGAGUAUAAUGUCACGUUGACCCCGGUCUCACGAUUUAGGAACGAGGUCAAUCAGUCCAAUAUUUUCA
Molecule: messenger RNA, 678 nt
Organism: Pseudogymnoascus destructans
Lineage: Eukaryota; Fungi; Ascomycota; Leotiomycetes; Thelebolales; Thelebolaceae
Exons: 3
Coding region: 66-476 (136 amino acids)
Source: RefSeq, a predicted model, not a curated record